CAUCUUGACAUUUGUGUCCAAAUCAUUUUGACAUCUCAAAAUGCCAGUGAAAAGGGCUCUCCGAUUAGAGGACAAGAAAACGACACCACUUAAGAGGCCAGCUUUGGAGAAGACCUUCUCACCUCUCACAGGUACUCAUCUAAUGAGCCCUGUCCCAGCAACUCCAGGCAAUUACCAAGCCAGUGAGGAGACCACCAGUGCCGGCAAAGCCCAAUCUGCACCACAGAAGAAGCUAGAAAAGUUGCGCUCCAAUCUGGAAAAGUCAGCACAGUCCAUCCUGAACGCUAGACAGGAUCUGGAGAGUCAAUUGCCAUUAGAGGGCAGCAGCGAGUUGAAAAGACUCUUUUCACGGGGCACUGGUGACCUGCUGAAAGAGCUAGAGGAGCAUAGGAAGCUCGUGGAUAAAGUCGAAUCAAGUUUUGCCAUGGGAAGGAUGAGAGAGAGAGAGAGUCAUUUUACAGGCCUCCCUCCGGCAGGGAACCUCCUGUGAGUUUCUGCAGUCCAACCAAAGAUAAGGUAGCUCAACGCACAUUUGCUCCUGUGUUAGCAAUACAAGUUUUUCCCCGUUUUGACAACAGAACAUCUUGCCCUUCAGUAGCUCCCAGAUAGGUGUGUUUUUUUAAGAAGAUUCUAGAGCGACAAUAGACUACUAUAAACCAAAUAAAACACAAAAACA
Messenger RNA from Clupea harengus (Atlantic herring), 676 nucleotides. RefSeq names its product integrin subunit beta 3 binding protein (gene itgb3bp). The record is from RefSeq and is a predicted model, not a curated record. Lineage: Eukaryota; Metazoa; Chordata; Actinopteri; Clupeiformes; Clupeidae. Gene Ontology annotation, cellular component: nucleoplasm. Gene Ontology annotation, biological process: CENP-A containing chromatin assembly; regulation of DNA-templated transcription. Bases 41 to 490 code for a protein of 149 amino acids. The transcript has 8 exons.